Molecule: messenger RNA, 1890 nt
Organism: Rotaria socialis
Lineage: Eukaryota; Metazoa; Rotifera; Eurotatoria; Philodinida; Philodinidae
Source: the annotation of a GenBank genome assembly
AUGGCUAUUGCAGGGGGAGAUGGUCUACUGGAACACAUUAGACGUAUGACAGACGUUGCUCACGAGCCUCAUCAGUAUCUUUUGCCGAUAUGUGGUUACGAGAAAAUGCCACUUGUUCCGCUCGAAAUAGCUGUUGAAGAACUUAUUCAUUUUCUACCAAAUAUCCAAAGUUUUGUUUAUGUUGCCAAACAAAGAUGCGAAGAACCUGCUGAUGGACUCACACAAGAUGAGUCAGCUGCUAUCAUGCUUUAUUCUAUGGGAUGGGAACCACUCGAUGAAUGUCUCUAUGUCGUGUUGAAUAACACUUUACGAUCAUCCGAUCGACGUAAAUUAAAGCCCUGGCUGCUCUAUUUAAGACUCUUUCUAAAUGGAAUCUUUCGUCUACCAUCAAUUACUAGGACUAUUUAUCGAGGUGUCAAGUUAAAUUUAAAAAAAUCAUAUAUUACAGGUAAAACAGUUGUAUGGUGGGGAUUUUCAUCGUGCACUACUUCAAUAAAUGUCUUACAAUCAGAACAAUUUUUGGGCAAAACUGGUACACGAACAAUGUUUACUAUUGAAUGCGAAUCUGGCAAGGACAUUCGUAAUCAUUCUUUUUUCCCAUCGGAAGAUGAAAUACUUUUACUUGCUGCUACUCAAUUCAAAGUUAUUGGUUGUCUUGAUCAAGGCGAUCUUCACGUCAUUCAACUCAAAGAAACAAAACCACCUCAUGCGCUACUACAACCCCUGCCGAUAGUUGCUGUUUCGAAAGAUGAAUCAUCUGCUAUGCCUACUUCAAUAGCACCAAAAGUAAUACAUAAAUUACCAAAUGUAAGCCCAACAGUAUCGCAGCUAAAAAUUCCAGCGAAAGAUAUCGAACCGUCAUCAGUACAACUCUCGGGUCCGGCUACAUCACAACCGCAAUACCAUAAUCAUGAACUUGAGCAAAUCAUGGCAAACAAUAAAGGUAGUACAGAGUUGAAUUUGCUAUCAAAGCAAUUGACUGACCGAGACAUGGAAAUUGUCGUUUAUUAUGCUCUGCAAAAUAACCCGACACUUCUCACAUUGAGCCUAUUUGAUAAUAAUAUUGGAGAUGAAGGAGCGCAGCAUAUAGCUGACUUAAUACGCUAUCACAAAACACUGAAAGAAAUACGAUUAAACAGUAAUCAUAUUGGCGACAAAGGAAUACAGUAUUUAGCAGAUGCAUUGAAAAAUAAUCAGACAUUGACAACAUUAUCUAUACAGUUUAACGAAAUAGAAGACAAUGGAGCAAGAUAUUUAGCCAAAGCAUUACAGCUCAAUAAAACACUCAAGUCUAUACCUCUUAUGCGUAAUAAAAUUGGAGGAAAAGGUGCUCAGUACCUCAUUCAAGCAUUACAAUAUAACCAGACCAUUAAGUCACUCGAACUUGAAAAUAAUCAAAUUGACGCUGACAGUACACUACUUAUUACUGAUGCAUUAAGACAUAAUACUACGCUCACAUAUCUCAGUCUAUUCCAGAAUCAAAUUGAAGACCAAGGGGCAAAACAUCUUGCUGGCGCGUUACGAGACAAUGCUACACUUCUCACACUGAAUCUGUCGGACACUAAUAUUGGAGAUGAAGGAGCACAACAUAUAGCUGACUUAAUACGCCAUAACAAAACACUGAAAGAAAUACGAUUAAACAGUAAUCAUAUUGGCGACAAAGGAAUACAGUAUUUAGCGGACGCAUUGAAAAAUAAUCAGACGAUGACAACCUUGAGUAUCGAGCAUAAUGCAAUCGGAGAUAAUGGAGCAAAAUAUGUGGCUGAUGUACUACGAGACAGCACGACACUGAAACAUUUGUAUCUAAAAUAUAACAAAAUUGGGGAAGCAGGAUCACAGCAUCUGAAUGCAUCGCAACUGAAUAAUAAACAUUUAACUUUACAUUUUUAG